Messenger RNA from Astyanax mexicanus (Mexican tetra), 3345 nucleotides. RefSeq names its product zinc finger protein 658B-like. The record is from RefSeq and is a predicted model, not a curated record. Gene Ontology annotation, cellular component: nucleus. Gene Ontology annotation, molecular function: DNA-binding transcription activator activity, RNA polymerase II-specific; RNA polymerase II cis-regulatory region sequence-specific DNA binding. NCBI's taxonomy places the organism in Eukaryota, Metazoa, Chordata, Actinopteri, Characiformes, Acestrorhamphidae. Gene Ontology annotation, biological process: regulation of transcription by RNA polymerase II. The coding region runs from base 239 to 2047 and encodes 602 amino acids. The transcript has 2 exons.
AUAUUUUAUAGAUGUAUAUCCAGUUGCAGAUGCUUAAUAAUCGGCUGGGAUUGUUUUUGUUGUGUAUGUGCAGAAAUGAAAAUAUUCUCCUGAAAUUCAUCACCAACAACCAGGAUAUUUAUCAAAAGAUCAAAGUUAAACUGCUGAAAGAGGUGAAGCACAAGCCAUCCAGAAGAAUCUCCAGAACACGCAGAAAUUGUUUGCUACAUUUAACAGACAAAUAAAGCAAAGUCCCGACAUGGAGAAACAUCAGCACUCUGUCAAGAGUUUUACUAAACAGAGUGAUCUCAAAAAACACCAGCGCAUUCACACAGGAGAGAAACCGUAUUACUGCUCAGACUGUGGAAAGAGUUUUAAUCAACAGAGUAAUCUCAAACUGCACCAGCGCAUUCACACAGGAGAGAAACCGUACCACUGCUCAGACUGUGGAAAGAGUUUUAAUCAACAGGGUCAUCUCAAAAAACACCAGCGCAUUCACACAGGAGAGAAACCGUAUCAAUGCUCAGACUGUGGGAACAGUUUUAAUCAACAGGGUAAUCUCAAAAAACACCAGCGCAUUCACACAGGAGUAAAACCGUAUCACUGCUCAGAGUGUGGGGGGAGUUUUAAUCGGCAGAGUCAUCUCCAACAACACCAGCGCAUUCACACAGGAGAGAAACCGUAUCACUGCUCAGACUGUGGAAAGAGUUUUAAUCAACAGAGUAAUCUCAAACUGCACCAGCGCAUUCACACAGGAGAGAAACCGUACCACUGCUCAGACUGUGGAAAGAGUUUUAAUCAACAGAGUCAUCUCAAAAUACACCAGCGCAUUCACACUGGAGUAAAACCAUAUUACUGCUCAGACUGUGGGAAGAUUUUUACUACCCAGAGUGAACUUAAACAACAUCAGCGCAUUCACACAUUAGAGAAACCAUAUUACUGCUCAGACUGUGGGAAGAGUUUUACUACACAGAGUGCUCUCAAAAUACACCAGCGCAUUCACACAGGAGAGAAACCGUAUCGUUGCUCAGACUGUGGGAGGAGUUUUACAGCACAGAGUAAUCUCAAAAAACACCAGCGCAUUCACACAGGAGAGAAACCGUAUCACUGCUCAGACUGUGGGAAGAGCUUUAAUCGACUGGGGACUCUCAAACUGCAUCAGCGCAUUCACACAGGAGAGAAACCGUAUCACUGCUCAGACUGUGGGAAGAGUUUUAAUCAACAGAGUCAUCUCAAAAUACACCAGCGCAUUCACACUGGAGUAAAACCAUAUUACUGCUCAGACUGUGGGAAGAUUUUUACUACCCAGAGUGAUCUUAAAAAACACCAGCGCAUUCACACAGGAGAGAAACCUUAUUACUGCUCAGACUGUGGGAAAAGUUUUACUACCCAGAGUGCUCUCAAACAACAUCAGCGCAUUCACACAGGAGAGAAACCGUAUCACUGCUUAGACUGUGGGAAGAGUUUUAAUAAACAGAUUAAACUCAAAAUACACCAGCGCAUUCAUACAGGAGAGAAACCGUAUCACUGCUUGGACUGUGGGAAGAGCUUUAAUCGACUGGAGACUCUCAAACUGCAUCAGCGCAUUCACACAGGAGAGAAACCGUAUCACUGCUCGGACUGUGGGAAGAGCUUUAAUCGACUGGAGACUCUCAAACUGCAUCAGCGCAUUCACACAGGAGUAAAACCGUAUUCCUGCUCAGACUGUGGGAAGAGUUUUACUACACAGAGUAAUCUCAAAAUACACCAGCGCAUUCACACAGGAGAGAAACCGUAUGAGUGCUCAGACUGUGGGAAGAGUUUUACUACACAGAGUUAUCUCAAAAUACACCAGCGCAUUCACACAGAAGAGAAACCGUAUCACUGUUCAGAUUGUGAGAAGAGUUUUGCUACACAGAGUCAACUUAAAAAUCACCAGCGCAUUCACACAGGAGAGAAACCGUAUCACUGCUCAGUCUGUGGGAAGAGUUUUAAUCAACAGAGUCAUCUCAAAAAUCACCAGCGCAUUCACACAGGAGAGAAAACUGUCCCAAAUUUGUUCCACGGCAAUAAAAAGCGCAAAUCGUAAAUCUUUCAGACAGAACACCUUAUCCUACACAAAUGUUUCACUUUGUCACUUGGGACUCGUUCCACCAGAACUGAAUUUAACAAUGGAUUUUACAGGUUCAGCAAAAUUAAUCUUAUCCAGCGAUCAUGUUUAUUGAAUUCCAUGUUAUGUUUUCUUAUAUGUUCGAUAUUCCAGAACAUUCUUCGUUAGACAGAGCUCAGUUUUUAGGGUAGUUAUGGAAGGAGUUUAGUUCUGAAGAAGGGAUAAACUUAGUCUUUAAAAUUAAGAUGUCAUAGUUAGAGUAGAAUUCUUAGCUGGGAACUAAACAUUUAGGACCAAAUCUUCAGAGCUUAUGAUUUUAAUCCCCUUUCUAGUAUAUGCAGAUUUGAUUAUUUCCAUGAAUUUCUAGUAUCUCUGUUUUCACUCUGUGGAAGCCGUCCUCAGUUCCCCAAGCUUAGCAUAGCUUAGCUUAAUACUAUUAACCACUAGGCCCAUCUGCAUGAAAGAAGAAGUGAAAACACCACCUGAGGAACUCCAGAGAGUGCUCCCAAAAGUGAGACCCAGAGCCACAGAGAGACGAGUGCCGGGUACUGCCGUGUGGACCGGAGGAGUAUCCAGACUCUGCAGAGAGGCCAACAAAUUCCUUUCCAGAGGUUAAAUAAAACGCUCCAUCUGUAGUUCCCAUACUGAAAUCAACCUCCUCCAGGCUUGUGUAGCGCAGUGAGGUUGUGGGCUCAUUCAUUCCCUCUGAUGGUGUUCUUGUUUGUCUAUGGUUCAGUUGUUCUGAUUAAAAAUCUGUUAGCAUAGAGGGAUAUUUGGUUGUUGUAUUAUUCACGUUUUAUGCUCUCUUAUCUUUUCCUUAUUGAAUAUUAUAUGUUGCUAAAGGUUUUUAAUCUCCAAAAUGUACUAAGAAUAUCCAAAUCAUGUAGUUUCUUAAUUGUUUUUAUCCACUACAAACUAUUAUCUUUGUAUUGCUUCACCUCUAUAUUUACUCUUCUGUUUGUUUUAAUAAACGGCUUUUAGAUUGCAGAUCUGCAAUCUCAUUGUGUUUUCUCAACAUAAGUUUGACAUGAAACCUAUAGGCCUGAGAUUGUCUUGUUAUUAUUUGUUAAAUACUCAAAGGCGCCCAACAGAGAAAUCCAGUGUAAAAUGGAUUUGUGUUAAAGUGUAACAUAAUAGUCAAUUUAAGAUUGAAAUUCGGAAAAAGAUGUUUUUUUUUUGUUGGUUCAGGCUUAAAAGGGUUAAAUAUACAAUUACUUCCAAAGGUAGAGUAGCAUGUGUUUAACUUGAUUUCAUGUUUAUAAAGUUUUUUAUUGUGA